Suillus discolor is the source of this 1539-nucleotide messenger RNA. Its product is annotated as acid protease. Gene Ontology annotation, molecular function: aspartic-type endopeptidase activity. The transcript has 13 exons. NCBI's taxonomy places the organism in Eukaryota, Fungi, Basidiomycota, Agaricomycetes, Boletales, Suillaceae. The record is from RefSeq and is a predicted model, not a curated record. The coding region runs from base 1 to 1539 and encodes 512 amino acids. Gene Ontology annotation, biological process: proteolysis.
AUGGGUGAGUCUUUAAACCUCAAAUAUACACCUUUCUCACCAGACCAUCUUGCAAGGACAUACUAUGUUGUUCUCCAGGCUGGUCAAAUAAGCUUCCGAGCUGCCCUUGAUACAGGUUCUGCCGACUUUUGGCUUACUUCCACAGAAUGUACUAACAGCACAUGUAUGUCUGUGCCAAGAUACCCUCUCACCUAUGCCAGUCCCACAUUUGUGUCCAUCAAUAACAACGAGACCGCUUUCGCCGUUAACUAUGCUGAUGGGACUGGUGCAUCUGGGUUCGUUGCCAGAGAAACUGUAGAAGUUGCAAACGUGACGGUUGCAAAUCAGGCAUUUGGCGUUGUUACAAGUUCUAAUAUUACGCUGGUCAGCGAGGUCAGCGGUAUUCUCGGCUUAGGAUUCUCACGACAGUCAGAAAUAUCCGCGAGGGCUGCAAGUGCCACGCCGUUUUUUUCGACCUUGGCUCAGCAAGGCAUACUGGACUAUCCGAUCUUUGGACUGAGUCUUACGAGGAAUGCAACCGGAACGUUUACCCUCGGAGCCAUUGAUGUAUCUGUCGUGCAAAACGUUAGCCAGGUUGUAUGGAACGAGGUCGUAUCAUUCUCUCCGGUCGGUACACAGACCAAUACAUCUGGCUACUUCUAUUGGGCGAUUCGUAUGAGUAGUUUUGCGGUCAAUGGAACACAAUAUACUCCUCAACCGACCUAUCCUGGCCCAAAUGACAAUUCAUCGAUUGCUCUUUUGGACGUCGGCACUACAGGACUAUAUGGCCCAUAUCAAGAUGUAAUACGCUUGUACAGUUCGUUUCCCAGUAGCCGCCUAGUUGACGAGAGUGGCCAAUGGGCCGUACCUUGCGACUCUUCAGCAAUCAUAUCCUUCAGCUUUGGGAACGGAGCCACGUUUGUGUUGGAACCUACCGAUUACAUUAUUGGCCCAGCUGAGGGGAACCCGGACCUCUGUUUGUCUUGGCCUAAAGCUGCACCUCCCAGUACUGAUGGAGUUGACUGGUUGUUAGGAACCCCGUUUUUGCGAACUGUCUACUCAAUAUGGAGUUAUGGAAUUGACUACCAGGAGCCCCCGAUGAUUGGGUUAUAUCCCUACAACAACGCCUCAGCACCUGUACAGCCUUUUUCAGUUGUCGAAUCCUCCCUUUCGUCCGAGUCUGCGACAGUUGCUACCACUCUACCCAAUUUCGUCCUCUCUACACCCACUUACACGACGCCGCCGUACGCAUUUAACACGUCAGUUCCAGCUGUCUAUGGCGAGAUUGUGCAAUCCGAGCUCGCGACGAGCACGUAUAGCCCCCUCAUAGGGACACUUGCCGUUAACGCCACCGCCCUCCCUCAGGUGACUGGUGCAUAUACACUAUUUGUUACGAAUUCGAACGGUGCAGUGGUCACAUCGACAUAUCACAUAACGCAACCGUCAGUAACUUUAGGCGUUCCCCCUGGGUGGAAUAGUGCUGCCUCUCGGAGCGUUCCGGGAGUAGGACUGGCUAUCUCGAUACUGAUCACUCUGGCUGCUGGUACAUGGAUCAUAUAA